Molecule: messenger RNA, 531 nt
Organism: Penicillium verhagenii
Lineage: Eukaryota; Fungi; Ascomycota; Eurotiomycetes; Eurotiales; Aspergillaceae
Product: DUF3716 domain-containing protein
Exons: 1
Coding region: 1-531 (176 amino acids)
Source: RefSeq, a predicted model, not a curated record
AUGGCAGAUACUCUACAGCAUCAUUGGCCAUGGACUGGCCAUCGGUUCGAUGAUUUCAUAUCAAACAAGAAGGCAGACUACAUGGGCCUAUUGGCUCAAGCAACAGGAGAAUUGCUUGAGGCAGGUGAUGCAUGUCAUCACCGCCAACAAGAAUUGGGGAUGUUUGAUGGGUGUGUCCGAGUCCCUGGUCUCAAGAACUGCGCAAAUUGCCACAUAGGUGGCCGUCAUCUGCGAUGCAGCCUUGAAAGCGGCAUCCGAUCAAGCAAGACUUCUGUUGGUGCAACAGUACCAGCAUCAACAAACUUGACCAUCCUGGAGCAAAAUUACGAAAGGGCAAAAUUGGAGCAAGCAGAUCUCCUCAGGAUUCUCGAGCAGAAUCAGAGUGUGGUGGAUCACACUCAGAUUGUCCUUGAGCAAGCACUGGAGAUACUUGCAACAACGCAUCGCUUGCUAGACCAGAAAACCAAGGAGGUGAACGCCUUGGAUGAUGGAGUGAAGAAUGAGCUGAAUGAGCAGGAUAAUCCUACUUAG